This is a messenger RNA of Lates calcarifer (barramundi perch), 2019 nucleotides long. It is a transcript of the gene rec8b, whose product is annotated as REC8 meiotic recombination protein b. The record is from RefSeq and is a predicted model, not a curated record. Gene Ontology annotation, molecular function: protein binding; chromatin binding. NCBI's taxonomy places the organism in Eukaryota, Metazoa, Chordata, Actinopteri, Centropomidae. Gene Ontology annotation, biological process: mitotic sister chromatid cohesion; replication-born double-strand break repair via sister chromatid exchange; synaptonemal complex assembly. Gene Ontology annotation, cellular component: cohesin complex; synaptonemal complex.
CAAAAACAAAAAACAAACUUUCAUUUGACAUGAGUGUUUACUUUCAAUGUGACGAAUCUCUCAACCUGAUUGGUCCAGUGUUAUUUUUGGCGGGAAAACCAUAGUGUUUUCACUAAGCUUUUUAUGUAUUACUAUCAUAGAAAUUCCUAAACCUUGACCCUUUUCCUCCUAGUGUCUGUUAUAUCUAGAAAUAAACAUAGAAUAAUGUUUUAUUAUCCCAAUGUCCUGCACCGCCAUACUGGAUGUUUUUCCACCAUUUGGUUGGCAGCCACCAGAGGUAUCAGGGUCACUCGCCGAGAGCUUCUCAAAGUCAACGUCAAGCGAACAUGCGGGGACAUUCUGAACUAUGUGACUGCUCAGGUUCCUCCGCUGCAACCCAACCUACCAAGGCCGAGGUUCUCUCUCUACCUGUCAUCCCAGCUGCAGUAUGGUGUGGUUGUAGUCUACCACAGGCAGUGUGGCUUCCUGCUUGAGGAGGUUCAACAGACCAUUGACCGCCUGCUGCGAGCUAAAAGAUCCACACCUAUUGACAUGGCCGAAUCUGAUAGGCUGACCUUGAAUGUGCCUGACAACCUGUACAUGAUGGAGGAGGCUGAAGGAGCUCAGGACCCCUUCUUUGGUCUCAUGGAAUCACAACAACUCCUCAGCCCCUAUAAAAUACACCAGACAGUGUUUGUGAUUGAAGAAGUGGGUUCACAGCACUCCCUGGUGCCCAGUCCCCUCAUCACAUCUGACAAAGAGGGUUUCAGGUCACCCCCAGCUGCCAUCACCCUGACAGAGAGGGACCAGAUUGCCAUCACUGCAACUGAGUGUUUUGAGGGUGAUGAUCUUCCUGAAGCCACAGCUAGAGAGAUUGACUUGUUGAUGGAUCAACCAGACCAGUUCUAUAGAGAAGUGGAGGAACAGCGGACAAGGGAAAGGACCAGGGAGCUUGAAGGAGCCAUGUCUUCUAUUGACCAGCUGAGGGAAACAGUACUGGGAGCUGAGCAGGACAGUGCAUGGCUGCUGGAUGAGGAGUUGGGUCAGCCUGUGGAGGUUCCUCUGGCAGCUGUUGCCCUAGAGAUGACCCCACUGCAGGUUGCCAUGCCAACACCACCCUUUGGAGCAUCUGAGAAAGAAGGAGGUCAAGCAACAGAAAGUUACGUAAAAAGUUGUUUCUUACUCUGCCAUCAGGUCGUCAUUUGUCCUAUCAGGAAGCCUGGUGGAAGUCGCAGACGUCAGCUGGUCUUUGCAGACCCUCAGGUCCAGAUAUCUGACAGAGCAAUGAAGGAACAGACUGGAAACCGGCUGGCCGAGACACUGGACCUGUCCCAGGUGUUGCUGGACUUGCCCUUCUUGACCAAGCGGGCCACUCCUGAUCAGCUCUUCAAUGCUCCCUGUGGAUCCCUGCCUCACGCUGACCUCCAGUCGCUAUGGAAACAGCAUGCCGUGCUCAGUGUCCUCCCUGCACGUGGGGAAAAACAAAGGAGGGAGAAGGCAGAGGUGGAGGAGGCAAGAGGGGAGUCUGAGCAGGACAGAGAAGUACUGAGAACAGAGAGGAGGCACUCAGGCAUGAGAGAGGUAUCCAGUGAGUCAGGACUGCAGCCUGCAGAAGGCUCAUCUGUAUUAGAUGUGAUCCUGGAUUCGUCCAAAGAAGACAAAUCGAUAAGCGAUGUGAUCACCCCCAUCAGCAGAUGGUCUCCUCAGGUGGAUGCCCAGAUACUAAUGGAGCCUAUAGCAGAGGAAAACAUUGAGAUGCCCGAAGUGCAGACUGACACAAGGAGAAGCAACACGCUGAGCUGGCUCUCCUCUAACCUGCAGAGGUUUGCAGAUAUCACCUUUGACUCUCUGCUGCCCCCAAGGACUGAUCGCACCAUUGCAGCUCACACAUUCUACAAACUGCUCGAGCUGCUGUCUGCAGGACAGGUGACUGUGCAACAGAUUGAGCCCUACAGUAACAUGACUAUAAACUGUGCAGCGCUCAGGAUGACUGCCUGAACACUCCUACAGUGACUUACACUAGCACCUCAUAGAGAUAGU